CUUGAUUAUGUUCCUGCCGGGAGUAGUUCAGCAGUAUUGUUGGAUGCGUUCGUGUUUGGAUAUUAUAUCGAUAAUUACUGUACCAGAGGAAUGAAAGAUCUGAUCAUCACGUUCUCGUCCCUGUGGCUGAUCUCUCAUGCAGCUUCGGGGGCGAUCUCAGACGUAACGCUCGAUACCAUUCCCAACUCUAUUUUCGAUGAGUUUCGAAGGACCGAUCAAACGAACGACAAUCUCAAUUCAUUGCAAAUAAUACAAAGUCAGGGUUAUCCGGCCGAGGCACACACUGUGACGACAGAGGAUGGUUACAUCUUGACGAUACAUCGUAUCCUUGGGAAACCAGGAUCCCCAGCGGUCUUUUUACAACACGGUUUACUCGGUAGCUCUGCGGAUUGGCUCAUCGCUAACAAAAGCGUAUCCUUAGCUUUCUUGCUGGCCGACCGGGGUUACGAUGUGUGGUUGGGGAAUUUUCGGGGGAACACUUAUUCGAGGGCUCACGUUAAUCUGUCCUCCGACGAUAGAAGAUUUUGGGAUUUCAGUUGGCAUGAAUCAGGCAUUUACGAUCUACCGGCGAUGCUCACUCAUAUCGUGGAAACGAAACAAAACUUGUUGAGGGCCUACAUCGGAUACUCGAUGGGUACAACAGCUUUCUUUGUCCUAUGUAGCGAGCGACCGCAGAUAGCACGAUUGGUGCAAUCGGCGUAUGUCUUAGCCCCGGUCGCGUAUUUGAAAUAUGUGCAAUCUCCCGUAAUGCGAUUUUUAGCCUUUGCCGAAGAACCCUUGAAGAAAGUAAUUGAGGCCGUCUCACAUGGCGAGUUCCUACCGAACGAUAUUCUUGUUAAGAUUUUGACGAAAUACAUUUGUUAUUUCAAUACUCUGGAAGAAGAAGUCUGCUCUAAUGUGUUUUUCCUCGUGGUCGGAUUCGACAGUACGGAAUUUGAUUACCAAUUAAUGCCUAAGUUCUUGAACCACAUACCGGCCGGUGGAUCUAUCAAACAACUCACGCAUUACGGCCAGUUGGUCAAAUCCGGAAACUUUAGACAAUACGACUACGGCAAAGACAAAAAUUUGGAGAUUUACAAUAGCACCGAGCCACCGGAGUAUAAUAUAUCGAGGAUCAUAACACCAAUCGCCAUGUUCUGGGGGGAGAACGACUGGCUUUCUACUCGUAUAGACGUCGUAAGAUUUGUUAACAAGCUACCUCAUAAACCAGUUUUCUACAAAGUACCAUACAAGAAAUUUAAUCACCUUGACUUUUUGGUGGCUAGAAACGUUCGCCAACUGGUCUUCGAUCAACUAAUUGAUAUAUUAACUAACAAUACGUUAGACUUACACUUAGAAACUUAAACAUUUCUUAAACAUUAGAAUAAUCGAGAGGCUGUAUUUAUGUAAUGAAAAAUAUAAUGAGUAUCUCGAACUCCCAUUCCAAUUCCA
Ceratina calcarata is the source of this 1431-nucleotide messenger RNA. Its product is annotated as lipase 1. Bases 91 to 1344 code for a protein of 417 amino acids. NCBI's taxonomy places the organism in Eukaryota, Metazoa, Arthropoda, Insecta, Hymenoptera, Apidae. The record is from RefSeq and is a predicted model, not a curated record. The transcript is spliced from 8 exons. Gene Ontology annotation, molecular function: hydrolase activity, acting on ester bonds. Gene Ontology annotation, biological process: lipid metabolic process.